UUUUACAAUCUUCCUUUGUAAGUCAAGCUUAAGCUUUUCUUCGCUCAAUCCUCUCACCUGCUCUCUCCCUACUCUCGUUCCAACAAAACCAAAGAAAAUCAAGUGCAAAGCUCCAUUUAGUAUGCAGCAGCAGAUUCAACACCAGCAACAAAUUGAUUCCAGCCAUCACAAAUCAAUAAUACAACAAAAUUUGUUUCUAAAGAGAAUGAGUUGAUCGGAUGGAGUAGAUUAAAAGUCCCAAUGUAACAGUGACCAUCUCUUCAUUUUCCCUCACAUGCACUCUCCAACAUUAUGAGCUUCCCACCACAUAUUUGUAUUGCAGAGAGAAGAGACACUGUAUACGAGCUCAUAGUCUUUCUCUUGCAAGCAAGAAGCUCAACAAUAGAAGGGGAAGAUCAUGGGCUCGAUGAUUAAGAAGAAAGGAGAGAGAACUCCACAGUUAACUGAUUUCAUAUUUUCUUGGUCCAUUGCUGACAUAAUGAACAAAGAUCUUUACAAGGACAAGGUUGAUAAAAUUCCAAAGAUCUUUUCAUCUGUGGAUCAUUACUUGAAGUCAUUUACAAUCCCUCUCAUUGUAGAAACGCAUGCUGAUCUGCUGUCAAAUAUGACAGCGUUGCACUCUGCUCCAUGUUGCGAGGUCUUCAACGUCAAGAAAAGGAAAGCAGUUAGGCUAGAUGAUGAUAUCUUGGUAAACACCUUCACUUUCAAAGCAGCUUUAAAAGGAGAGAAAGACUCACCUAAAUCAUAUGAACCUCAGUUUGCGGAUUUGGUUGCACUAACAGAUGUUAGGCCUAAGUGUGUUAGUGAUCUGGAUAGCCCUAAAGCACCAUUCAAUCUUGCAAUAGUGAAACGUGCAUCUGAUACGAAGAUACGGAUCCUAUCUUCGAAGCCAGUGUUGUUUGAGAAUGGCCAAAGGGGAGAUAGGCUCUUUAUCGUGUAUUUAACAAACCUGAACACCAACAUUCGAAUUUGGGGCGCUUUGCAUCCGCACAAAGGAGUGAACACCAGCAUUUUCACUUCUGUGCUUACAGUUAGUCCAUCUAAUUGUGGUGUUUGCCCCUUCAAGAGAGGUGAGAGCAGAAAAAUGGCUAAUUCAAGGGAGAUUAUUACCUCAUUCGGGCUUGAUGAUUCGCAGAAGGCUGCAGUUUCAAACUGCAUCGCUCUAACAGAAUGCAGCCAUAGGAAGAGUGUGAAGCUGAUAUGGGGACCUCCCGGAACAGGGAAGACGAAGACAAUUUCUUCAUUAGUAUUCACACUUUUGAGGUUGAAGUGCAGGACUGUGACUUGUGCUCCCACAAAUGUUGCUAUUGUGGGAGUGACUAAGAAGUUGAUGAGUUGUCUGAGUGGGAAACUAGAGCACGGGACCUACGGAUUGGGCGACGUCGUCUUGUUCGGAAAUGGGGAGAGAAUGAAGAUUGAUGAGCAUCAAGACCUCCAUGAUGUGUUUCUUGAUCAUCGGAUUUCUGAGUUGGCACGCCUCUUCAACCCGUUGACAGGGUGGAAGGGCGUCGUGAAUGAGAUGAUCUCCAUCUUCGAGGAUCCUCAAGGUGUGUAUCUGCGCUACUUGGAGCAAGUUAGAGGCAGAGACGACGAAGGAGGUUCAUCCAUGGCAGCGGCUUUGAUUGGAUUCUUUAACGAGAAUCAACGUAAUGACAACAGCAUUAAUAAUGUGUGGACAUUGGAGGAAUUCUUUGAAAAUAAAUUUGUUGCUAUAAAAGCGCGAUUAGUCAGUUGCAUAACGGGGUUAAUCACACAUCUGCCUACUUCUUGUCUUCGUCUGAAAAUGCUAGAGAAAAUGAUGAGAGUUUCUAGAAUGCUCCAAACACUAGAAGAAGCAUGUCUGCAUCAUAAGCAGCCAUUUAUGCAAAAUGAAGGCUUCUGCACGUCCAAAAACAAGUGUUUGGAACUAAUGAAAUUCCUCACUAGAACUCUCUCACUUCCUGAAUUGAAAGAAUAUGAUAUGGUGAAGGAGUUUUGUCUGAAAAAUGCUUGCUUAAUCUUCUGCACCGUUUCAAGCUCCGCGAAGCUGCACAACAUAAAAGAAAUGACACCAUUUGAGCUAGUGAUCAUAGAUGAAGCUGCACAGGUCAAGGAAUGUGAAUCUUCGAUCCCCCUGCAGCUUCCGGGGGUGCGCCACGCCAUACUAGUCGGGGACGAGAAACAGCUCCCUGCAAUGGUCAUGAGCAAGAAGUGUGAGAAGGCGGGCUUCGGGAGAAGCUUAUUCGAGAGGCUUGUGAUGUUGGGACACAAGAAGCAUCUUCUGAAUGUGCAGUACAGAAUGCACCCUUCUAUAAGCCUGUUUCCAAAUAAGGAAUUCUAUGAGAACAAGAUCAAGAAUGGGUGUAAUGUGAAAGAAAGAGGUUAUAACAGAAGCUUCUUUGAGAAAGAAAGCUUUGGCUCAUAUUGUUUCAUCAACGUAGCAAAUGGGAGAGAGCAGUUUGACAAAAGGCGUAGCCUUAUGAAUAAUGCAGAGGUUUCCAUGGUUUCUCAAUUAGUAUCCCAAAUCCAUAAAGAGUGUGUGAAGUCGAAGAAAAGGGUUCGAAUUGGGUGCAUAUCUCCGUACAAAGCUCAAGUAAACGCGAUUGAAGAAGCGGUAGGGAAGGCGUAUAGCAGUGACGCGAAUGCUGAAUUCUCCGUAAAUGUGAGGUCUGUUGAUGGGUUUCAAGGAGGAGAGGAAGAUGUGAUCAUAAUCUCGACGGUUAGGAGCAAUGGGCGUGGGUCGGUUGGGUUUCUUGACAAUCGAGAGAGGGCGAACGUAGCCUUGACUCGUGCUAGGUACUGUCUGAUGGUAGUAGGUGAUGCUGAAACUCUGUCGAGGAGCGGUUGCGUUUGGCAGAAGCUGCUGACGGACGCCAAAAGCCGCGGCUGCUAUCACCAGCAUCCAAACAAGAGGUUGGUCGGUGAAAGUGAUGCAUGCGCUGAGCUAACCUCAAAACUAGCAGCGAUCAUGUUGAGGAAUUAAUCAGGAAGGUGUGGUUAAUAGCAAAUAUGGUGGGCGAUUGGCAUUUCCUCUUUUUGAAAUUUAAAUUGUGUUUCUAUGUUGAGGGGCCAAAGCUGGAGUUUUGGGGGUUUAUGUAAUUGAUGCUAAUUAUUUACAACUUGAUAUUGUGCUAUUGGAAUAUAAAUACUCGAGGCCCAUAAUAUUUCGUCUUCUA
This is a messenger RNA of Salvia miltiorrhiza (redroot sage), 3155 nucleotides long. RefSeq lists its product as uncharacterized. The coding region runs from base 398 to 2962 and encodes 854 amino acids. Gene Ontology annotation, molecular function: helicase activity. NCBI's taxonomy places the organism in Eukaryota, Viridiplantae, Streptophyta, Magnoliopsida, Lamiales, Lamiaceae. The transcript is spliced from 9 exons. The record is from RefSeq and is a predicted model, not a curated record.